This is a messenger RNA of Andrographis paniculata, 769 nucleotides long. Its product is annotated as PRA1 family protein D-like. The coding region runs from base 69 to 590 and encodes 173 amino acids. Gene Ontology annotation, biological process: vesicle-mediated transport. Gene Ontology annotation, cellular component: endoplasmic reticulum; Golgi apparatus. The record is from RefSeq and is a predicted model, not a curated record. The transcript has a single exon. NCBI's taxonomy places the organism in Eukaryota, Viridiplantae, Streptophyta, Magnoliopsida, Lamiales, Acanthaceae.
CAAUUCCUUCCGGUGAUCAUUUUGUUGACUCUUUAAUUCAGAAGAAAUUUUACUCGACCGACGACCACAUGUCAUCGCCAGCUCCGCCGACGGCCACCGCCGACGCCGACGCCGGGAAGGUCCGUCCAUGGGGGCAGUUUCUAGAAAUCUCCGCCCUCAGCAUCCCGGUCUCCCUCUCCGAAGCCUCCUUCCGCAUCACUCAGAAUCUCCGCUAUUUUCUCCCUAAUUACGCUCUCCUUACUCUCGGCAUCUUCCUCGUCUCCCUCAUCGUCCGCCCUCUCGCCUUGAUCUUCUUCCUCUUCCUCUUCGCAGCUUGGAUAUACCUCGUUUUCCUGCGCGACGAGCCGUUGUCGGUCUUCGAUUGCUUUGUCGAUCAGAAAAUAGUCAUGGGGAUUCUCGCUGUGAUAACUUUGCUAGCGCUUUUCUGGACCAAGCUCUGGUUGAGGCUUUUUGUAUGUUUGAUUGUUGGGGCUUUGGUUGUGCUGAUUCAUGGCGCUCUGAGGGCGCCGGAGGAUUCUAUGGAGGAUUCGCCUUAUGGUUCGCUGCUUAAUGUUGUGGAAGGUCAGAGGGGAGAGUAUGCUAGCGUUUGAGAAAUUAGGGUUCGAUUUGGGUGGGGAUUGAAUUCCGAUUGCGCGAGAGCCACUUUGGUGUUCAAUUGCAGCCUUGAAUUGUGUUUCUAUCGUUAACUGUUUUGCCCUUGUUAGGGUUCCUGACAUUGAAAUUGAUGCACACGAACUUGAUUUUUUAUCUCAUGGAAUUGGAUUGAAUC